This is a messenger RNA of Hippopotamus amphibius kiboko, 1487 nucleotides long. RefSeq names its product UBX domain protein 6 (gene UBXN6). The coding region runs from base 128 to 1453 and encodes 441 amino acids. Gene Ontology annotation, cellular component: cytoplasm. Gene Ontology annotation, molecular function: protein binding. Lineage: Eukaryota; Metazoa; Chordata; Mammalia; Artiodactyla; Hippopotamidae. The record is from RefSeq and is a predicted model, not a curated record. The transcript has 10 exons.
GGACUUCCGGCGGCGCCGUAUUUUUUUUCCGGUUGUUGGCUCCUGCCGGCCCCUCCCGUACUGGGCCCUGUGCCCCCCCCGCCCCCCGCGGCCCCGCGCCGCCGCCGCCGCCGGGCCCGCCGCCACCAUGAAGAAAUUCUUCCAAGAGAUCAAGGCCGACAUCAAGUUCAAGAGCGCGGGGCCCGGUCAGAAGCUCACGGAGUCGGUGGGGGAGAAGGCCCCCAAGGAAAAGCCCAGCCAGCAGGCGCUCCGGCAGCCCCGCCAGGGACCCACCGAUGAGGCGCAGAUGGCGGCGGCGGCGGCCCUGGCCCGGCUCGAGCAGAAGCAGCCCAGGGCGCGAGGCCCCACGUCGCAAGACUCCAUCCGGAACCAGGUGAGAAAGGAACUGCAAGCUGAAGCGACUGUCAGUGGGAGCCCAGCGGCCCCAGGGACCAACCCGGUGCCCGAGCCCAGAGAGGAGGGCUCGACCCACCUGGCGGUGCCCGGAGUGUACUUCACCUGCCCGCUCACAGGGGCCAUCCUGAGGAAGGACCAGCGGGACGCCCGCAUCAGAGAGGCCAUUCUCUCGCACUUUUCCACCGACCCAGUGGCCGCCUCCAUCAUGAAGAUCCACACGUUCAACAAGGACCGGGAGCGGGUGAAGCUGGGAGUGGACACCAUCGCCAGGUACCUGGACAACAUCCACCUGCAUCCUGAGGAGGAGAAGUACCGGAAAAUCAAGCUGCAGAACAAGGUGUUCCAGGAGCGCAUUAACUGCCUGGAAGGGACCCACGAGUUUUUUGAGGCCAUCGGCUUCCAGAAGGUGCUGCUUCCGGUCCCCGACCAGGAGAGCCCUGAGGAGUUCUACGUGCUGGGCGAGGCCGCCCUGGCGCAGCCUCAGAGCCUGGAGCGGCACAAGGAGCAGCUGCUGCACGCGGAGCCCGUGCGGGCCGCGCUGGCCCGCCAGCGCCGGGUCUUCCGGGCCUCGCCCCUGGCCUCGCAGUUCGAGCUGCCCGCGGACUUCUUCAACCUCACGGCCGAGGAGAUCAAGCGGGAGCAGCGGCUGCGGGCGGAGGCGGUGGAGCGGCUGAGCGUGCUGCGCACCAAGGCCAUGCGCGAGCGGGAGGAGCAGCGCGAGAUGCGCAAGUACACGUACACGCUGCUGCGCGUGCGCCUCCCCGACGGCUGCCUCCUCCAGGGGACCUUCUACGCCCGGGAGCGGGUGGCGGCACUGUACGCGUUUGUCCGGGAGGCCCUGCAGAGCGACUGGCUGCCUUUUGAGCUGCUGGCCUCGGGAGGGCAGAAACUGUCGGAGGACGAGAACCUGGCCUUCAAUGAGUGCGGGCUGGUGCCCUCAGCCCUCCUGACCUUCUCGUGGGAUGCAGCCGUGCUAGAGGACAUCAGGGCCGCGGGGGCCCAGCCAGACUCGUCUACCCUGAAACCCGAGCUCCUGUCGGCCAUCGAGAAGCUCUAGUGAAAUAAAAGCAGGGCUGGCUGCAGCCCCCGUG